UGGAAACGAGAUACGAUCGCAUCCUGGACCGCGCGCAGUGCAACGCCACGUCGGCAGAGACGCACACGCUGUGACAGACUCAGUCAGUGAUGAUUGAUCGAGUGUUUCUGAGAGGAAUGCGCUGAAAUAUCAAACUGCACGAGACUCGAGAAAGAUCACAAUCAUGGUGAAGAGUGUAAAUUCAGAGGUUCAUCAGAGCAACACAACAUAUGAAUCAGAAGAAACACAACACACACACACCGAGCCGUCUGCAGAUGUUGGUAAGGAGCACCCUGUAGCUCCGCCCGGGAUGAUUUGGCGGGUGACCGGCGGCCUCUUCAGCGUCACCAAGGGUGUGGUGGGGGCCACUGUGGGCGGAGUCACAUGGCUAGGGAGCAAAAGUCUGGAGAUCACCAAAUCAGCUGUGACCGCUGUCCCGUCGGUGGGCGUCGACCUGGUGAAAGGCGGAGUUUCUGCGGUGGCAGGAGGCGUGUCCACGGUGGGGUCAACAGUAGCCAAUAAAGUGCCGUUUACAGCAAAGCGAAAAGACAAAUCUGAGUGAUGAUGAUGAUGAUGAUGAUGAUGUCAUGCAUGAGGACAUUCAGCUGAUGCACAUUUUUCUGACACACAUGUAAAGAUGACAGAACCUGUCAAUCAAUCACCAGCAGACACAUUCCACAAGGAGACGUUUACUCAAGUGUGCGUGAUGUUUGUACCAUCAUGUGUUUCAAAGACCACAGACACAUUGAUGAGUGAUGUCAUCUCGCUCUCACUGUGAUGUCACUUCCUGACACCUUUUGUAUUAUAAACUGCAAUAUAUAUUAUUUGAACUUAAUAAAGUAGCGAAACAAAAUUUGUGGAAAAUCUUUUCACUAUUUGUAAACCUUUUGAAUUGUGACUGACAAUUUGAU
Molecule: messenger RNA, 890 nt
Organism: Triplophysa dalaica
Lineage: Eukaryota; Metazoa; Chordata; Actinopteri; Cypriniformes; Nemacheilidae
Exons: 3
Coding region: 164-541 (125 amino acids)
Source: RefSeq, a predicted model, not a curated record